UUCGAUUAACAAUUCCGCCAAUGAGUUCAUCCAACUCUGAAAACGGCUGCGUUUCCCAUACCGGUCAGAACGGAGCCGUCUCCAUACAAGGGUCCCACGUCGCCUCGUCGGAAUCCACCCUUGGCCGCCACCUCGCACGGCGUCUAGUAGAGAUCGGCAUCAGCGACGUUUUCACCGUUCCCGGAGACUUCAAUCUCACCCUCCUCGACCACCUCAUCGCUGAACCAAAGCUUAAAAACAUCGGUUGCUGCAACGAGCUCAACGCAGGAUAUGCCGCUGAUGGGUACGCUAGGUAUCGCGGCCUUGGCGCUUGUGUGGUCACAUUCACCGUUGGCGGCCUCAGCAUACUGAACGCCAUCGCCGGCGCAUACAGCGAGAAUCUUCCGGUGAUUUGUAUAGUCGGUGGACCGAAUACGAACGAUUACGGCACCAAUCGGAUUCUGCAUCACACGAUAGGCUUGCCCGAUUUUAGCCAAGAGCUCCGAUGUUUCCAGACUGUAACUUGUUAUCAAGCAGUUGUGAACAAUAUUGAAGAUGCCCAUGAGCAAAUUGACACGGCCAUUUCAACCGCUCUUAAAGAAAGCAAACCAGUCUAUAUUAGCAUCAGCUGCAAUUUGCCUUCCAUCCCUCACCCAUCUUUCAGCAGAAUCCCCAUUCCGUUUGCCAUCACGCCCCGAUUGAGCAACGCUCAAGGGCUUGAAGCGGCAGUCGAGGCGGCCGUGGCUUUUCUAGACAAGGCGGUCAAGCCAGUGUUAGUCGGAGGGCCUAAGCUCCGUGUGGCCAAGGCCUGCGAAGCAUUAGUCGAGCUAGCAGAUGCAUCAGGCUAUGCAUUAGCCGUGAUGCCAUCAGCCAAAGGACUUGUCCCCGAGACCCAUCCCCAUUUCAUCGGCACUUACUGGGGAGCGGUGGGUACCGCCUUCUGCGGCGAGAUAGUGGAGUCAGCGGACGCUUACAUCUUCGUAGGACCCAUCUUCAACGACUACAGCUCAGUCGGAUACUCCCUCCUUCUCCGGAAGGAGAAGGCGAUCAUCGUGCAGCCCGAUCGUGUGGUGAUCAGCAACGGCCACGCGUUCGGCUGCAUUCGCAUGACAGAUUUCUUAACAGCACUGGCCAAAAGGGUUACAAAGAACACCACGGCUUACGAGAACUAUAAAAGAAUCUUCGUUCAAGAUGGAGUUCCAUUAAAAUGUGAAGAAGGGGAGCCAUUAAGGGUGAAUGUGAUGUUUCAGCACAUACAGAAGAUGCUUUCUGGUGAUAGUGCUGUGAUUGCCGAGACUGGAGAUUCGUGGUUUAACUGCCAGAAACUAAAGUUACCAGAAGGAUGUGGGUACCAGUUUCAAAUGCAGUAUGGAUCCAUUGGUUGGUCAGUUGGAGCCACCCUGGGUUACGCGCAGGCAGCACAAGAGAAGAGAGUAAUCGCUUGCAUAGGAGAUGGCAGUUUUCAAGUGACUGCCCAGGAUAUUUCGACUAUGAUAAGAUGCGAGCAAAAAACCAUUAUUUUCUUGAUAAACAAUGGCGGGUACACCAUUGAAGUUGAAAUCCAUGAUGGCCCAUAUAAUGUUAUCAAGAAUUGGAACUACACUGCGUUAGUAGAUGCUAUUCAUAACGAAGAGGGUAAUUGCUGGACUGCAAAGGUGCGUACUGAGGAAGAACUGGUGGAAUCAAUUGCUAUGGCGACAGGGGAAAAACGGGACUGUCUUUGUUUCAUUGAAGUUAUUGUUCAUAAGGAUGACACAAGCAAGGAGCUAUUGGAAUGGGGAUCACGAGUUUGUAAUGCAAAUAGUCGUCCUCCAAAUCCUCAGUAAAAAAAAAAUUAUAUGAACAAAUUUACAGACCCAAUUUUGUUAACACCAUUACAACUUACAAGUAUCUUGUUUAGAAUAAGGUUGGUGCGAAGUGAUUUUUUAGUCCUUUUUCACUCAUGAAGUAGAAGAAUAACAAAAUUUUCUAACAAUAAUAUACUUUUAACAUUA
This is a messenger RNA of Impatiens glandulifera, 1973 nucleotides long. RefSeq names its product pyruvate decarboxylase 2-like. Bases 21 to 1805 code for a protein of 594 amino acids. Lineage: Eukaryota; Viridiplantae; Streptophyta; Magnoliopsida; Ericales; Balsaminaceae. The transcript is spliced from 4 exons. Gene Ontology annotation, molecular function: thiamine pyrophosphate binding; carboxy-lyase activity; magnesium ion binding. The record is from RefSeq and is a predicted model, not a curated record.